AUGGAAAUACAUGGAACAUCGAUAACACAAGUACAGGCUAAGGACGAAGAUCACGGCGAAGAUGGGACCAUUAUUUAUUCUAUAUCUACUCAUUCAGACCUUUUUACCAUAGACAAUGACAGUGGAAUAAUCCGACCAGUGACUACCUUAGACCGCGAAACUACUGGUUCAUAUCUUGUUGAAAUUCAUGCGAUCGACCAAUCAAAAAACGCGAAACAAACAGGAACAACAACUUUGACAGUAGUGAUUGAUGAUGUAAACGAAGAAGGUCCCUUGUGUAAAACAGUUGCAAGCGUAGAGGUACCUUCAUCUUCUAUCAUUGGAGAUUUGGUUUACAAGUUAAAAUGUUCCGAUUCAGAUGUGGGACCAAAUGGUGAUUUGGCAUAUGCUAUUAACAAAGGCAAUACCAAUUUAGAUUUUACAAUCGACUCACAAGGUCGCAUAGUUGUGGCUAAAGUAUUAAGUAAACCUGCCUACAACUUGGAGGUUAUUGUUUUCGAUGGUGGGAUUCCACCAAAGAAAAGUCCAGUUCAUAUCGAGGUCAAUGUCAUUGGAGAACCUAAAUUUUUGCAGUUACCAAAAACAUUAGAUAUUAAUGAAGAUGAAAAGAUAGGAAAUGUGAUAUAUGUCGUUAAAUCUACGUCCAAAUACCAGUUUAUGAGAUUUGCUAUCAAAUCUGGCAACAGUGAUGGAAUAUUUGGUAUAAAUGAUGUAUCAGGUGACAUUUAUUUGAUCUCCAAACUUGAUCGAGAACAGACACCUUCAUACACGCUUACAUUGCAACUUACGGAUAACAUUUCAAAACUUUCAUCUACAGGUUCUGUCAAUAUUCGCGUUAAGGAUUCUAACGAUAAUAUACCAACAUUCGAUAACAAUUUCUACGAAUUUUCAGUUGUUGAAAAUAUUCCAAUAAAAACAAGCAUAGCAUUAACUGUAUUUGCUGAGGAUGCAGGUUAUCCUUCAAGGACUGCAACAGCUGAAGUAGUGGUUAAUAUUAUAGAUGUAAAGGAUACAAAACCAUACGAAGAUAAACCUGCUACUUAUUUUUCAUUGGAAUGUGCUGUAAAUGCACAUAAUGGGGACAGUUUAACAACAUUCACACCUCAUGAUUUCGGAAUAUACCAGUCAUUAGCAGACCCAAUAAGAUCUAAAUCAUUAGUAUACGUUGUCAAAGAUCGAUCAACAGAUACUAUAGAAGGGAUUCAGAACGAAAAAUCAUUCUUAACACAAAACGACAUUUUAAAAGUCCUUCGUCGAUCAGAUGAUGGUACACCAGCAUACCCUCUCGAAUCUAAAUCAUUCGAUACCUUUCCUGUAAAUUCGGUUAGUCCAUACAAGAAGGAAGAGUCAUCACCACCGUCUUGGUUCCAGACAGAUGUAGGAAUAGCUGUCGUGUUGACCAUCAUCUUCAGCCUGAUAUUAUUAGCAAUCAUUUUGACAUUAUAUUUCUAUUGCACCAGAGAAAGUUCAGACGGAGGAAUAAAUAUCAGUAUGUUCUUUGAGAUUGAUAAAUUAACGUAG
Messenger RNA from Mytilus californianus (California mussel), 1521 nucleotides. RefSeq names its product protocadherin-like protein. NCBI's taxonomy places the organism in Eukaryota, Metazoa, Mollusca, Bivalvia, Mytilida, Mytilidae. Gene Ontology annotation, cellular component: plasma membrane; catenin complex. The record is from RefSeq and is a predicted model, not a curated record. The coding region runs from base 1 to 1521 and encodes 506 amino acids. Gene Ontology annotation, molecular function: cadherin binding; calcium ion binding. Gene Ontology annotation, biological process: homophilic cell-cell adhesion. The transcript is spliced from 5 exons.